Molecule: messenger RNA, 2738 nt
Organism: Rhinichthys klamathensis goyatoka
Lineage: Eukaryota; Metazoa; Chordata; Actinopteri; Cypriniformes; Leuciscidae
Gene: ngb
Product: neuroglobin
Exons: 5
Coding region: 354-833 (159 amino acids)
Molecular function (GO): oxygen binding; heme binding
Source: RefSeq, a predicted model, not a curated record
UGUUUGCAUGUGUGUGAGAGAGCGGGGGGAGCAAAGAGGAAAAGAGAGAGGAAGAGAGUGAGACAAAGAAAGAGAGAGAAAGAGAGAGAGCAAACACAAGGAUAGCAGGCUUGACAUAUACAUAUUCGCAGUGAACAAACAGACGUCCUAAUGCCAGAGAAAGACAGACGAAGCCAGUGAGAGAAGAAGGUCACCUCUAGAGCAGUGAAGGAACGGGGGGGUCAUACCUGAAGACUGAACUCUGGAAGUCUGGAAAUGGGAAUUCAGGAGGUCCUGCUUUAAACUGAAGAACACAUUUUGAUGCCACAACACUGAAAGACGACCAGGAAUCACAGCAUUACCCGAGGGUCACAAUGGAGAAACUCUCUGAAAAAGAAAAGGGUCUGAUUCGGGACAGCUGGGAGAGUCUGGGGAAGAACAAGGUGCCACAUGGAAUUGUUAUGUUCACGAGGUUAUUUGAGCUGGAUCCAGCACUACUUACUCUCUUCAGCUACAGCACAAACUGUGGGGUCGCACCUGAAUGCCUCUCCAGCCCAGAGUUCCUCGAUCAUGUCACCAAGGUCAUGUUAGUGAUCGAUGCAGCGGUGAGCCAUCUUGAUGACCUGCAUACAUUGGAGGACUUCUUGUUGAACCUGGGCAGGAAGCAUCAGGCCGUUGGGGUAAAGCCUCAGUCCUUUGCUGUGGUUGGAGAGUCCCUGCUCUAUAUGCUUCAGUCCAGCCUGGGUCCAGCCUACACAACACCACUGCGCCAGGCCUGGCUCAAUAUGUACAGCAUCGUGGUAUCAGCCAUGACCAGAGGCUGGGCCAAGAAUGGUGAACAUAAGUCCAACUGAGAAGGAGGUUACUAUAGCGGUCACCAGAUGUAUCUUCUCAAAAAUCUUUUUUAAAGAGUGAGGGGCUUGGAUAUGGGACCACCAAAAGGGAAAGUAAGUUGAGCUGAGUUGUGUUUUGGCUCCCUGAACAGUCCUAACUUUUGGUAGCUUGGUCUAACUGUAGACUGAGAUUGUAGUUAGAGAUGGCAAAGCCUGUAAGGUUAAAGUAUGCUUUUCAAGAGUCCAGGACAUAAAUAGUUUAUGGUUGAAACUUCAAAAGCAAAAUUUGCUUUGUACAUAUAGUAAUGACUAAAUGUAUUUCCUCAAACUAUCUUAAAUGACUGUCUUGAUGUAUUAAUGUUUCAAUGUAUUGAGGUUUGACUAUGCACAUGUGAGCUUGGUCAACUUGAAAAAGUUGUUUUAUUCUGUCGCCUCUUGGAAUCAGUUUAGAUAAAGGCAUUUGGAGUCACUAGAAUUUCACUUUAACCUUAAAUUACACAGAAUUAAUUCUAUAAUCUUGCCUGUGCUGUGUUAGUUUUAAGUUUUGCGAUGUUCAGUAAAUUAUCUGAGCAUAGUAGUAUUUGGCAAUAUGGUCCAAAUGACAGUGUCAAAGACAAUAAGCAAUCAGUAGCCAUAAUGUUUUGAUGCCAUCCAAAUGUUCAUGUGAAAUUUUGUUCGCCACAUUCAUCAACCAUUAUCAGUCUUUCUGGCGAUGAAAGUAAAUGACGAGAACUGUUACAUCCGAAAUAGCUUUUGGAAUUUUCAGACUGUUAAUUUAUGAACCUGUGCCAUGUCAUAAGUUUACAUUUCCAUUGUAUGGGAUCAUAAUCGAAGCACUCUACUUCAACGUUUACUUACGAAAGACUUGUGUAGACUGUUACUUAACAUAAAGUGACUGUUAUAUCAUAACCAGAUGAUUUGUUCACUUAUUUAGAAUUGUAGAUAGUCAAAAAGUGUUUAUGAUAAACGAUCCGCUCCAGUGGGCGUUAGCUAUAUAUAAGAAUCUUUAUUUCAGAGUUUUUGUUAGCAAACUUUCUGAAUAAUAUAUACUGAAUAAUAUUUUUUAAAAAUAGUAAAUUGAAUUAGUUGGCUUAUUACAACCUUGUAAGUUAAGAACGUACACACUCUUAUCUAAGAUAAGAAUAUUUGUUGCCAUAAUUAUGAGCUAUAGAAAACGUUAAAAGCGAUGACAACCGUUUUGCUGCUAUCAUUAAAACAUUAAAUAGCUUUGUAGAAAUCUUGUCCUCUUUAUAUGAGAGAUAUUUCUACAUUUAAAUGGUUCAGGCCAAGUACAACUGUCACAGAUAUUGAAACUGCUGGUACAUUUUACGUGUUACUUUAUAUGACAAUAUAAAGGUAUAUAGACUUUUCUGUAUAUUUAGGUGUAUGUGGAUUGAUUAUUUAAUUUCAUGUAUUGCUCAAUGGUGCACUGAUACUUUUUUGUUUAAAUGUACUUUUUUUUCUCUUUCAAAGACUGUUCUCUUUUUCUGAAUAUGUUCCACCUAAUGGCUUUCCUAUAACCUGUCUUUAUGGAAUGAUCCGCUUAUUAGUAUUGAAAAUCUUUUACAAAGAUGCAAUGGUUAUAACAUUUUCAAGUGAAAGUGUUCCUUUUGUGAUAAUCUAUGUUUAUUGACCAUUGAAGUAUUGUGUGUUUGUGUGUAGUGUUUGCUUUUGUGCUUUUUCUCUUGAUAUUCUGUGACUCAAUUGUCUCAAUGUCUACCUCACUGAAGCAGCUGAUAUUAAACAGCGAUGUUAUGACCUGGCUACUCAGUAACCAAAAAAGUUAUAUUUCACUUAUACUGUACAUCCUGUUUCUUUGGCCAGUCACCAAUCUAACUAGAAUCAGGAUCAGUCAAGGCUCUAUGUAAACACAUGUGUUUUAAGCUUAUUUGUAAUAAACGACAGAAAUAAAGAAUAACUUGGUUA